AUUAAAAUGCAACCUGGUCCAACAUGGCAUGAUCAUGGCAUGGCAUGAAAGAAAAGCGAAUUUCAAAUUUCAUCAGUACAGAAUGAAUAUUUAGGACAGAGGAAAUUAUCGACAAAUUUCGUGGACGUUCACUUUCAUAAUGAAUAGAUCAAACAUAAAAGAGGCAAAUGAGCACCUUCAGAAACUGUACCAGCGGGUCCAGGACCUGGAGAGCACGGUGCAGGAGCAAGCGGAGGCGAUGAUUCGCAAGGACGAGGAAGCCGAGAAAGCGCUUCGUGAGCUCGGCAGAAGCAAGGACCGGGAGAUCGCUGAGCUGCGGAAAUCGUUGGAGUCCUCUGAGGUCCACGUCCAACAGCUCAUGGCGUCCUGUCGGGAUAAAGACGCUCAAAUCCUAACUCUUAAGCAGAGGAGCAGGAUUUUGGAGGAGGUGUGCCAGGAACUACCGUCCCUGGAGAUCGUUGUGGGCGCCUUGAGGAAGACGGUCCCGCUGUUGCGAAGCCGACAUGCUUCCGGACUCGGCCACGACGUGACGAACAGUAGCGAGGGAGGCCCAGUGAGCGCUCUGGAGGACCGGGACAGAGACCACGUGGCAGGGAAACUAGGGGAAUUCCAGAUCAACUCGGCAGCAAACAUGCAGAAUAACAUUCCCAGGAACUUCUCGAUCUCAGAUGACGAUGAGGGAAACUUGGCGUGAACAAAAUUGUCAUGAUGGCAAAAAGAUACCUCUAAAAAUCCAAGAAAUGUUUGGCUGACCCCACCCGCCCGAAAGGGAAAAAUUAGAUACACUCAUCCAAAAGAAAGUUCUUCCAGAAUUGCUCGACGGUCUGAAAACACUAAAUUUGCAGAUUCCGGCAUUAAAUUGAUAAAUUGAUGGCAAUAACAUGGCCGAUAUUUUGUGAACUAGCCUGUGUAACUUGGGCCCAACGUACGUCCAGGCCAUGACCAUGAAUGAAAGGCAGUAUGUCAUGUGCAUGUAGUUUCCCUGCGACUUUAAUCAGUUACGUAUGUGUUUGUAAAACCUUGCCCGCUGAAUCUAUCUUAGGCAGGCAAGAUAUAUUCAGAAACGAGUUGAGGUGAUUUCUAACUGAAACGUUUCAUUUCAUCUCUCAUUUCUUUUCCAGGUUUCUUUGUUGCAGCAAAACUCUAAAGUCACUCUUUACUAUUUCUCCUGAGCUGGUUGGCCGUACAAAGUGGGCAACAGAUUUGACAGCAGCCACAUUGCUGUGUGGUUUGGCAGGUGUCCUGUCAAUAUAAAUUGACAGGACACAUAAAACCUUGUGUACAAAUUCACUCAAAUAUUGCUUUCUAUAUUCAUAAGUGGGCAACAGAUUUGACAGCAGCCACAUUGCUGUGUGGUUUGGCAGGUGUCCUGUCAAUAUAAAUUGACAGGACACAUAAAACCUUGUGUACAAAUUCACUCAGAUAUUGCUUUCUAUAUUCAUAAGUGGGCAACAGAUUUGACAAAAGCCACAUUGCUGUGUGGUUUGGCAGAUGCACGUAUUUUCCCAAUACGUAUCAGAAAAUAUCGAUUGCACACCAUUUGUUUAAUUACAAAAUAUAAAGUCCGUGAGCAAAAUUUUAAAAGCCAACUCGAGAAGUAUGUUUAUUAGCCAAGGUUUUUAUAAUUAGGUGGUUACAAUUUUUUUUUUCUUCUGGGUGUGGGAGGGGUAGAAUUUUUUCAAAUCAGGUAUUGGAUUUUUGCACACCAAAUUGGCAAUAUGGAAAUGGGUACUUCCACGCCAAUUGGGUACAAAUGGGUACAGUUGGCUGCAGAUACGGGAGUGAGACCCUGCUCAUGUGCACAGGAAAGAUGGACUGUCUGUAGGUUAGAAAAUGCAGGGGUCAUUGAAAAUGGUAACGUACGUAACAUGGACAGAAUUUUCAAUAUAAACUGACAGGACACAUAAUACCACAUAAUGUACGAAUUCACUCAGAUAUUGCUUUCUGUAUUCAUAACCCAUUUAGGAUUUUCAAGAACUAAAAUAAGUGCAAUUUUUACAAACACAUGAUGCAAAAUUUGCUUGGAAAGUUCUCAGCAACAGUGGGGUGGGACGAAGAGAAACAAGGACAAAUUGCUUGUGAUAUUACCCAGAUUUAUUUUCCAAUCCUUUCUCACGUCUUUGCCCUUUUUGUGAGGAAAGACUCAAAUGUGUAUUGAUUUUAUAAAUUAAUUCAAGACUGAGUGUUCUUUGUAAACCUUAAUUGUUGAAAUGCUUGAUCCUGUCAGGAUCUGAUCAUGUCUAAAUUAUCGAUGUGAUAACCUGACGGACUCGGCGUAUAUAUUCCAGGUAGUGGCUAGGAAUACUCAUUGCUGACUCAGUGAAUUGACACUGGGGUGGGACCUGAGUGCACUCCUUCUGCAUAAAAACCGCUUUGAGAGCAUGUCAAAUUAUGGAAUAAUACAGAAUGUUCCGACGAGGGAACUGCUUGUUCCAGUCGGGAACACGUGCUGCUCUUAAGGAGAACGGUCCAUAUUCCCAAAUGGGAUCAGUGGUCUAUGCGCGUGCACGCUGGCUCAUGAAGAGCGCAUUUCAAAAGGGAAUGCAGCAAAGUCCAACCAGGAAUACCAGUUGCUACUGAAAGGAACACUCCAGCAGCGGGAACAAGAAUGUUCAAACUUUUAAGACGUCCCCUGACAGAACUGCAGAACUUUUCACGAACUGCACCCCAGCACUGUGCAAGUAUGCUCAGUGACUGUCAGUUUUCACAAGGUGAAAUUUCUCAGAAUGUGUCAAGUAAUCCUUUUAAGUUCUAUACCCUUCAAGUCACAGGAAGGAGUAAAUUUGUGUGGAGUGCAGUUUAAUUUGCAAAAACCAGAAUCAUUCCACUGUACGACAGUUUUUCCAGUGUACACCCCCCCCCCGUGUCACUUUGUCAAAGCAACUUAUUUUGCAUUAGCACUAGUGUUUCAGUUCUUGGUAUCGGUGGCAUUUACAUAUCGUAAAUAUGACACAAAAAGAACCUGUUUGGAAUGUUGUUUUUGCAGCUAUAACUGACAUUCCUUUUCCAAUACAUGUACUGACAUUCAACAAUCUUACUCGGUCUUGCCAAAUUUUGGAAAUUCAGGAUUUGUACAGCCUGGAUUGAAAAAAUUCGCUUAAUGCAAUUAUGACAAAGUAAAUUAAACAGUCCACAAUUAUUGCACUGAAGUUAAUCAUUCAGAUUGUCUACAGCUAUUUCCUUGAAGAAAAGUGAGGUAGGCUCAAUCAAUUUUAAUAUUAAAUGAUAUAAAUAAUUGUAGUUUAAUCAUGGAUCAGGACAAUUUUUCACAUACAUGUAUAUAAAAAAAGGGACGGCCUUUGAAAUCCAGCAAUAAAACUAUUUAUUUUCAGUUUUUACAAAGUAAUGUUCACUCAAAAUAUUUCCUUUCAUUUUACACCAAUGUAUCGCUGAUCAUGUUGCAAGAGAGCCGCAAUGGAGCAUCGUGAUACGAAAAUCUGUAUCAUGCAUGUUGGCUGUGAAUGAACGGACAUCAAGCUCCAACUAUUCAAGUAACAGUAGGCUGAAUUUUUUGGCAACAUGUCUUGAAAAAUGUGAAAAUAUUUCAUCCCUUGAUUUCGUCCCUCCACAGUGGAUGCUGAGAACAAGUAAUUACCUACAACACUGCUGCAAUCUGAAAACAUGAGAACGCAAUGCACAUUUACAACUUGUGGACAGUUUCUGAACACAUUUACAAAGAAUGAUUUAAUGUACACAAUAUCAGACAGCCGCCAUGAUUUCAACAACUCAAGUUGACGGUCCGUAUCAUAACGUGUAUUGUAUGCUGACCCCAACAUUGUAAUGUGUUGUAUUGUUUACGUUAGUUACAGUCACACCGCUCACCCUGUCCACCUUAAUUUUAGAUCUGAUUUUCUUUUACCUGUACACAGCAGUACCUGAAAUUUCAUUGCAUGAUUCCAUUACUGAAAUUUAAUCAUUUCUGGCUGACCUCUGGCUAUAUCUGAA
Acanthaster planci (crown-of-thorns starfish) is the source of this 3945-nucleotide messenger RNA. Its product is annotated as vimentin-type intermediate filament-associated coiled-coil protein-like. Lineage: Eukaryota; Metazoa; Echinodermata; Asteroidea; Valvatida; Acanthasteridae. The record is from RefSeq and is a predicted model, not a curated record.